AUGAGCAACCGAAAAUCGACAGUAACCGCUGCUAGUGAACUAGCAGUGAUAACCCCCACCAAUGGUACGAUUGUGCUACCAAAACCUGAGCGUCGAGUACCUCAAAAUUUCCUUUUGAUCUGGCUUGAUGCUAAUUUAAACAAAUCCGAUGAAGAUUUGAAGAGAUCAUUACAAAAAAUACAGUAUUUAGGAGCAUCAAUCACAACGUUUACGGAUGCUGAUGAAUGCAUUGAUUUUCUCAGUGCAAAUAAAAAAGAAAAAGUAUUUAUGAUCGUAUCUGGUUCACUGGGACAGCAUGUAAUACCGAAAAUUCACGCAUGGCCACAAUUGGAUUCGGUUUAUGUUUUCUGUAGUAAUCAAUCAAUUCAUGAAGAAUGGGCCAGAGCAAUAUCUAAAGUUAAAGGUGUGCACACAACAAUAGAAUCAAUUUGUGAAGCAUUACAAAUCAAUCGUAAAAAUUGUGAUCGAGCUAUGAUCUCGAUUAGUUAUAAUGGUAUUGAUAUGUUGUUUACGUAUACGCAAUUAUUAAAAGAAGCACUUUUGAAAAUUGAAGACGAUGAUACAAAAUCUAUUAAAGAAUUUGUUGACUACUGUCGUCUUCAAGAUGAUAUUACUGAAGAUGAAAUUAAUAAGGUCGAGCUCGAAUAUCACCACCAUACACCCAUUUGGUGGUAUACAGCUCCGUAUUUUAUGCACUCAAUGCUUAAUCGUGGUUUUCAGCUAAUGGAUGUUGAUAUCAUAGUCAAAAUGAACUUUUUUAUUCGAGAUUUACAUCAACAUAGGUAG
Rotaria sp. Silwood2 is the source of this 786-nucleotide messenger RNA. The record is from the annotation of a GenBank genome assembly. Lineage: Eukaryota; Metazoa; Rotifera; Eurotatoria; Philodinida; Philodinidae.